Molecule: messenger RNA, 171 nt
Organism: Trichomonas vaginalis G3
Lineage: Eukaryota; Parabasalia; Trichomonadida; Trichomonadidae
Exons: 1
Coding region: 1-171 (56 amino acids)
Source: RefSeq, a predicted model, not a curated record
AUGCCUUACUGCCCCAACCCUUGGUUGUUCCAGCAAGCUCCACCCCAGCAAUUCCAAUCUCAAUCCAAAUCGAAGAGAGACCAAGAGUUCGAAGAAGGUCUGAACCGCUUACGCAAAGAGUAUGCUACAGCUCCAAUUGAGAGAAAGUUGUUCCCGGACCAAAAAAUAUAA